UAGCGUACGAUUUCGCCUUCCGUAUAUAAGCUGAUCAUGAUUCGCCCUGAAGGUUAGUUCGCUCUCAGUGUAGGGCAGCCUUGAAUGUGUCACAGAAUCGCAAGCUCGUUUGAUUUUUAAAGUUGACCUUUUCCAUCAUCCGCUUCCUACUAUCUGAGUUCUCAGAUUUAACUGUAAAGGUAUAACAGCAAAACAAGUCAUAAACAUGGAGACUUUAGUGAAAUGUCCAUUUCUGAAAAAAGUACCAACCACCUUUCUACAACGUGCUGGGAACUCUCUAGCCAUUUAUGCGGAUAAAUGUCCAGUCAUGACUGAGUAUAUGGCUCGUUACUCUUCAGUGAUGAGUGCAAGAAUGCAUUCUACCUCAUCAAAUGAUGGAAAAGAUGCUGGAAAGCCCUACCUUGUCGAAGCUCAUGGCAGUGAUAAAUUGGUAACUCAAUGCCCAUUUUUGGGAUCAACUGGAAAUCAAGGAUUGGCAAAACAAGCAAGUGUACGAAUGCAGGAAGAUAUUCCUGCUUCGUCUGUUUGUCGUGGACAACUGAAGGUUGAUCUAUUGGAUGCAGUUGAAAAAGAGAAGAUAGAGUAUAAUGAUGUAAUGGAAGUAAGAGAGGAUGGGCCUCAGGAUCUGCCCAAUCAAGUUCUUGGUGCCAUCCAAGAUGCUGCUGUUGCUGUGCCACCAGCUGAUGCCAUGCCACGGGAAACUGUCAAUCCUGUGUCCGAUGGCCCGAGUUUCAAUUAUGAUCUGUUUAUGGAGAAAAAAAUUCAAGAGAAAAAGGAGGAUCAUUCAUACCGGGUGUUUAAAAAGGUGAACAGGCGUGCUGAUACAUUUCCGUAUGCUGAGGAUUAUAGCGGUAGUUCACAGGCAAUGUUCGGUGAAACUGGUGAUGGAGAAGAACCUCGGCGCAUCUCUGUUUGGUGUAGCAAUGACUACUUGGGAAUGAGUCGUCAUCCUCAAGUUAAAGCAGCUAUUGGAGAAACGCUUCGCAAGUAUGGUGCAGGAGCAGGUGGAACCCGCAACAUUGCUGGUACUUCAUCUCUGCACGGAACGUUGGAACGAGAGCUAGCGGAUUUACACAACAAACAAUCCGCACUCUUAUUUUCGUCAUGCUUUGUCGCAAAUGAUUCGACUCUUUUCACCUUGGCCAAAAUGAUACCUGGUUGCGAGUUUUAUUCUGACGCUGGGAACCAUGCAUCGAUGAUUCAAGGGAUACGUAACAGUGGAGCACCGAAAUACAUCUUUAGGCAUAAUGAUCCUGAACACUUGGAGGAGCUAUUGAGCAAGGCGGAUCCGGCCACACCAAAAAUUGUUGCUUUUGAGACCGUACAUUCCAUGGAUGGCGCUGUUUGUCCUUUGAAGAAAUUGUGCGACGUGGCGCAUAAGUAUGGGGCUAUUACUUUUGUGGAUGAAGUUCAUGCAGUAGGAUUGUACGGAGAGAGAGGUGGUGGCAUCGGCGAUCGAGACGGCCUCAUGGAUCAGAUUGACAUUGUUACGGGAACACUUGGGAAGGCUUUUGGAAAUGUUGGCGGUUAUAUUGCCAGCACAAGUGCUCUGGUUGAUAUGGUACGAAGUUAUGCUGCUGGGUUCAUCUUCACUACCGCCCUACCUCCUAUGAAUCUUGCCGGUGCAAUCACCGCCGUGAGAUUACUAAAAUCUGAUGUUGGCGUUCGUCUACGCUCAAGGCACCAACGAAAUGUCGCUCUCAUGCGUAGGAUGCUGAUUGCUGAGGGACUACCGAUUGUUCAUUGCCCGUCCCAUAUCAUUCCUGUCAGAGUUAGUGAUCCCGAGAAGAACACUCAACUGUGUGACAUCUUGUUACAAAAGUAUGACAUCUACGUCCAAGCCAUCAAUUAUCCGACGGUGCCACGCGGAGAAGAGAUGUUGAGAGUUGCGGCUACCCCUGGUCACACGGUUUCUUUGAUGCAGUAUUUCGUGUCCAGUCUGGCCAAAGCUUGGCGUGAGGUCGGUCUGGGGGAUCAACCAGCCCACCAGACGGAGACGUGUUUGUACUGCCAGAAGCCUGUCCAAUUCGAGCUGCUUUCAGCGCGCACUCGCCCAAAGUUGAUCACCGUACCACACGGAUGUGGAACCCCCGUUCCCUCAAUGGGACCCACCAAAGAGCCGCCAACUAUUACGGCAUGAGAUUUCUGUUGGUGAUUUCAGCUUUUUUUUCUAAUUACUCGAUCAUUCUGAUUAUUUACUAAUAUAAUGAAAUAACAAAUUUUACUUAUAGCCAUCGUAAAAACUUCGAAAUCACACUCGCUUUUACUUAAUGCAUUCGCCUGGAUCAUUCUUCUCAUACAGUAUUGCAAUGUCAGUUCGUUUUAAAUCUCUAUAAAAGUUUUAAGUCUGUUUUCGCUGAGAGUGUCGUUACUGCUACAAAAAUAUUUAAGGUUUGGAUGUUGAUAUUAUAAUGUUAUAUUGAUGGUACAAAUGCAAUAAAAUGAACAUUCGCUGA
Styela clava is the source of this 2456-nucleotide messenger RNA. Its product is annotated as 5-aminolevulinate synthase, non-specific, mitochondrial-like. Gene Ontology annotation, molecular function: pyridoxal phosphate binding; 5-aminolevulinate synthase activity. Gene Ontology annotation, cellular component: mitochondrion; mitochondrial matrix. Gene Ontology annotation, biological process: hemoglobin biosynthetic process; erythrocyte development; heme biosynthetic process. The record is from RefSeq and is a predicted model, not a curated record. NCBI's taxonomy places the organism in Eukaryota, Metazoa, Chordata, Ascidiacea, Stolidobranchia, Styelidae.